CUACGGAAGUGGGAGCACGCCGUCCCCGCUGCCCCAGCUUGUUGGACUUUGCCGCGAGUUGGGAAGCGGUCACACUUUGCUAUUUCCGGCACUAAGAAUCGAGAAAAAGGAACGGAAAAAAAAUUCCAAGUCCCGGCAACUGACCUUUCCGCGUCAUAGACACCCCAGCGUGCUCCAAGUGCGCAAGCGCUGUAGCGGGCCGCGCGCCAGGGCCGAGACGGGGAAACAGGUCCGGGGGCAGGUCUCGUGCUGUGGAUCCGGGGCGGGACCGGAAGCAGGAGGCGGAAACCCAGUCCCGCAGCCGCGGCCCAGUCAUGGCGAUUUUCAGUGUGUACGUGGUGAACAAAGCUGGCGGCCUCAUUUACCAGUUGGACAGCUACGCGCCUCGGGCUGAGGCUGAGAAGACCUUCAGUUACCCGCUUGAUCUGCUGCUCAAGCUACACGACGAGCGCGUGCUGGUUGCCUUCGGCCAGCGCGACGGCAUCCGGGUGGGCCACGCAGUGCUGGCCAUCAACGGUGUGGACGUGAACGGCAAGUACACGGCGGAUGGGAAAGAGGUGCUGGAGUACCUGGGCAACCCUGCUAACUACCCGGUGUCCAUUCGAUUUGGCCGGCCUCGCCUCACCUCCAAUGAGAAGCUCAUGCUGGCCUCCAUGUUCCACUCGCUGUUCGCAAUCGGCUCCCAGCUGUCUCCCGAACAGGGCAGCUCAGGCAUUGAGAUGCUGGAGACAGACACAUUCAAACUGCACUGCUUCCAGACACUGACAGGAAUCAAGUUUGUGGUGCUGGCGGAUCCUAGGCAGGCUGGGAUAGAUUCUCUUCUACGAAAGAUUUAUGAGAUUUACUCAGACUUUGCCCUGAAGAAUCCGUUUUACUCCCUGGAGAUGCCCAUCAGGUGUGAGCUGUUUGACCAGAACCUGAAGUUAGCCCUGGAGGUGGCAGAGAAGGCUGGAACUUUUGGACCUGGGUCAUAGGCUGAACCUGCAGUAGGCCCCUCAAAAUCUGAGACAUCCUGCUGCAGGGGUUGUGCUGUUUCCACUCGGAUAGAGGUCCCAGCAGCCUUGCUAGUGCACUUGAAAAUGGGAGGAUGCUGAGCCUGAACGUGUACUGAUCCCUGAGCCUUAAUACCAUGCUCUCUUCUCUCCUGUGUCUAUCAUGGUCCUACUUCCCAACUCUGUACAGAUUAUUUAUGGAGGAGGUAGGCCCAUAAAUUCUGUAAUAAACAUUCCUUUGAUCUCA
This is a messenger RNA of Camelus dromedarius (Arabian camel), 1239 nucleotides long. RefSeq names its product trafficking protein particle complex subunit 4 (gene TRAPPC4). Lineage: Eukaryota; Metazoa; Chordata; Mammalia; Artiodactyla; Camelidae. The record is from RefSeq and is a predicted model, not a curated record. Gene Ontology annotation, biological process: endoplasmic reticulum to Golgi vesicle-mediated transport. The transcript is spliced from 5 exons. Bases 315 to 974 code for a protein of 219 amino acids. Gene Ontology annotation, cellular component: TRAPP complex.